AUGUCUCAGAAACAGUAUAGUGCAGAUGAGGCUUACAAACUGCUGUGCUUAGACAGUGAGCUGUCUGAUAAAGCUGAUAGUGAUGUCAGUUUCUGUGGUUUUGAGGAGAGCGACACAGAGAGCUCUGACAGUAGUGUGCACGCUGGACGAUUAUCAAAGAGGUGCAGAACCACCAAACCACAAAAUUCUGACACGCCUAACACCAGCAGAGAUGUCACAACUACAAGUGCACCAAGUUCAGACACGUCUAGCACCAGCAGAGAUGUCACAACUACAAGUGCACCAAGUUCUGACACGCCUAGCACCAGCAGAGAUGUGCUAACUACAAGUUCACCAAGUUCUGACACGCCUAGCACUAGCAGAGACGUGCUAACUACAAGUUCACCAAGUUCUGACACGCCUAGCACCAGGAGAGAUGUCACAACUACAAGUGCACCAAGUUCUGACACACCUAGCACCAGCAGAGUUAUACCAACUUCCAGCAGAGAGGCACAAGUGCCUGAAACGCUCCCUCAAAUUGCCUCUCUGAAUUGGCAACCCCCAAGUACAGGCAUCCCAUUUGUCCCAGAAUUUAAUGCUGUACCAGGUAUUACACAGGAUGUAACUGGAAAUGACCCACUACAGUUUUUUCAGCUGUUUUUACCGGACAACCUUUUUGAGCUUUUUGCAAAAGAGACAAAUUUAUAUGGUGCUCAAUAUAUUUCAAAUAACCCCUCCUCUUACUAUGCCCGGCCUGGACAAUGGACACCCACAAAUGUGGAAGAAAUGAAAAUUUUUUUGGCCUUAACAUUUGCAAUGGGUAUCAUAAAAAAAACUACAAUACCGUCUAAUUGGGAGGCAAGUCCCAUCCAUAGCACCCCAAGUUUUGCAACUGUUAUGUCCAGACAGCGAUAUGAAAUACUCCUCAAGUUCUUCCAUUUCAAUGACAACAGUCAGUGCCCCUCAAAUUCUUCUCCGGAUUACGACUGGUUAUAUAAAAUUAGGCCGCUUCUAAAUUAUCUGUCAGAAAAAUGUUUAACUGUUUAUACCCCCUCUGAAAAUGUCUCAGUUGAUGAGUCACUUGUAAAAUUUAAAAGAAGGUUACAUUUCAAGCAAUUCCUUCCAUCCAAGUGGGCCAGAUAUGGCAUCAAACUUUACAAGUUGUGUGAAAGCACAACAGGUCACACUUCUGCAUUUCAAGUGUACCAAGGGAGGGACAACAAAUUAAACCCCCAAGGAUGCCCAGCUGGUUUUGGAAUAAAUGCAAAAGUUGUCUGGGAACUAAUGGGUCCACUGUUACAAAAGGGAUACAAAUUAUUUAUAGACAAUUAUUACACAAGUAUUCCCCUUUUCCAAAGCCUGCAAGAAGCAAAUAUGGGAGCAUGUGGCACAUUCAGGAGAAAUCGCAGAGGUUUUCCACAAUCCCUGCUGGCAAAAAAACUACAAAGAGGACAAUCUGAUGCCCUUUAUAGUGGCAACCUGCUGGCACUACGCUACAAGGACAGAAAAGAUGUACUUAUGCUAAGCACGAUUCACACAGAAGCCACAGUGCCAAUAAGAGAAAGGGGAUCAACCACGAAUAUACAAAAACCGACUUGCAUACUAGAAUACAAUAAGUACAUGGGGGGCACUGACCUGUAUGAUCAGGUACUUAAACCAUACGAGGUAAUGUGCAAGUCCUAUGUAUGGUAUAAAAAGUUAUCUAUCUAUUUGCUACAGAUGGCAAUGUACAACUCCUAUGUGCUGUACAAAAAGUCUGGGGGAACACAAACAUUUCUUUGCUAUCAAGAAAUAGUUAUUGAGAAAUGA
Messenger RNA from Bufo bufo (common toad), 1788 nucleotides. Its product is annotated as piggyBac transposable element-derived protein 4-like. Lineage: Eukaryota; Metazoa; Chordata; Amphibia; Anura; Bufonidae. Bases 1 to 1788 code for a protein of 595 amino acids. The transcript has a single exon. The record is from RefSeq and is a predicted model, not a curated record.